GUCGAGGAAUCCUUCAAGUAUGUGUUGAAUCCAGAAUCAGAAUCCUUUAAGUAUGUGUUGAAUUCUGAAUCCAGAAUCAGCAAUGGAGAGGGAGGAAGAGAGUCUGAAUAAUCGGGGCCCCGUUUCAUACUGGAAACUUGUGUCUUUCUCUGAUCCUCUCGAUUACUUUCUCAUGCUUGUGGGAACUGUGAGUGCUCUGUUACAUGGCAUCAUAAAUCCCUUGAAUAUGGUCAUCUUUGGCAAAAUCGUCAAUAGCUUCGGUUCCAAUCAAUUCGAACGUUCCAAAGCUGCACACGAAGUUGAACAUUUGGCGUGGGUGCUCCUAAUUUUGGCGGCCAACAGUUUUUGGGUUACUUGGCUUGAGGUGACAUGCUGGAUGAGUACUGGAGAGAGGCAGACGGUGAGGAUGAGGGGGAAGUACUUGGAAUGCUUGCUCAAUCAGGAUAUUCAGUUCUUUGAGGAGGAGGAUUCAGAUAAUGCUCAAAUUGUAACCAGUGUUGCAACAGAUCCCCUGCUAGUCCAAGAAGCCAUUGGUGAAAAGGUUGGAGUAUUUCUGCACAUGAUGGGAACAUUUGCAGGUGGAAUAGUGAUUGCAAUGGUUACCUGUUGGCAAAUUGGAUUACUGAUACUGGGUUCAGUGCCCUUGAUGCUUAUAACCGGUCUAACAUAUGGAUAUUUCUAUAAGAGGCUUGCAAUAAAGAACAUGUCCUUGUAUGCUAAAGAUGGCUCUGUUAUCCAACAGGCAAUCAGCCAGGUCAGAACUGUUUAUGCUUGUGGGGGAGAAGCAAAAGAAGAAGAAAACAUCUCCUUGGUUUUGGAAGAGGCCAUGAAAGUGGGCUUACUCUCUUCUCUAGUAAGAGGUGUUGGUUUGGGGAUAAUAUUUGCAAUCAUCAACUGUUCUUGGGCAGUUGCCCUGUGGUUUGGAGGUAUUCUCAUUUCACACAAAACAGUAACACCUGGUCAGGUUAUCACAUCAGUGUUCUGCAUCAUCUUUUCUGGCAUGGCAUUAGGGGAAGCUCUACCAAAUCUUCAAAUUUUUCAAAAUGGUAGACUGGCUGGAAGGAGAAUAUUCAACAUGAUUGAAAGAACACCAAAAAUAAACAUCUGGAAGUCCAGAGGCAAAAGCCUGACAGAGGUCAAAGGGGAAAUAACAUUUGAGAAUGUUAGUUUUUAUUAUCCCUCACGCCCAACCAUUUCAGUAUUCUCAGGCCUGUCCUUCACAAUUUCAGCUGGAAAAACAAUGGCCUUAGUAGGAAGUAGUGGAUCUGGUAAAAGCACUGCAAUCUCUAUCAUUCAACGAUUCUAUGAUGUAACAUCAGGUCGGAUUCUUUUUGAUGGUGAAGACAUCAGAGAUUUGAAUUUAAGAUGGUAUAGAAUGCAAAUUGGGUGGGUAAGUCAGGAACCUAUCUUAUUUCGCUGUAGCAUUAAGGAAAACAUUCUCUAUGGGAAUUCCACUGCUUCCAUGGUUGAGGUUGAAGCUGCUACUGAAGCUGCUAAUGCUAACACUUUCAUAAAAUCCUUUCCAAAGGGCUAUGACACGAAGGUAGGUGAAAAAGGAAUCCAGUUGUCGGGAGGCCAGAAGCAAAGGAUUGCAAUUGCUAGAGCUAUCCUGAAAAAACCAAGUAUAUUGAUAUUUGACGAAGCCACAAGUGCACUUGAUCCAGAGUCAGAGCAAAUUGUUCAAUCUGCUCUUGAAUCCAUCAUGGUUGGACAUACCUCACUUGUAAUUGCCCACCGUCUAUCUACAAUCAGGCAAUCUGAUUGCAUUGCAUUUUUCUGCAAUGGAAAAAUUACUGAGAUGGGCACUCAUGAAGAAUUAGUUUCGAAUGGUACAGCAGGAGAUUAUGCAAGGCUUCUUAGUCUGCAAGAAACCAAAGUAGAAGAAAAAAAUGACAUUGCUGAAAGCAUAUCAGAAAAACUGCAAGGUCAGUCAUCCAACUUGCAUGAGCUCUCAGAGAACACAAGUUUUGAACAAGAAGACUUCUCAAUUUGCUCCAGUAACGGAACUGAAGCCGAAAAUGAUAGAAGAGGAUUGACAAACAAGUUGGAAAGAGGAUCAUAUCUCGAUUCUUUAAGCCCCGAGACCUUUGCAGUAUAUAAAAAACUAACAGGGCCAAACUUGCCUUCUUUCUUUAUAGGAACCACAGGAGCCAUAUUUGCAGGCACUGUGAAUCCUCUGUUUGCACUAGUUCUUAUGGAAGUUGUCGCUAUUUACUUUGAAACUGAUAUCCACAAUAUUCAGAAAGAUGUCCAAAAAUGGGCAAUUGUGUGCGCGGGAUUAGGCAUUGCAGCCAUUUGCACCAGCAUUCUUCAAUAUUUCUUCCUUGGAAAGGCAGGAGAAAAUUCGUCAAAGACUUUUCAAGUGGAAACAUUUAAAGCUAUCAUGAAGAAUGAAGUAGGAUGGUUUGAUCGGGAGGAGAAUGGGAGCUCUUCAAUCACAGCAAACAUAUUAGCAGAUUUCGUUCUAGUAAAGAAUACCAUUAGUGACUACAUUCCUUCAUUGUUCCAGUGCCUUACAUCAACUAUAAUGGCCUUGAUUAUUGCCUUUUUGCUCGAAUGGCACAUGGCUUUGGUCACAUUCUUAACAUUCCCAGUGGUUAUGGCUGGAGGCUCAAUCAAGGAGAAAUUUAUGAAACGAGGCUUAAGUGGAGAUCUCAGAGAACUCCAUGAACAAGCGUGCAACAUAGCAUAUGAAGGAGUAGGAAACAUAAGAACCGUAGCAUCCUACUGUGCAGAAGACAACAUCCUCUGGUCUUUCAAGAAGCAUCUGACUGAGCCGCUUAAGAAACAUUUCGUUAUGGCUCACAAAAUGGGAAUUGUCUUUGGCGGUUCCCAAUGUGCCCUGUUCUCUGCAAACGCAUUAAGUCUCUGGUAUGGCUCUUUGAUGGUAAAACAAAAAAUAGCAUCCUUUUCCACUGUAUUGAAAGUCUUCCUAGUCCUGGGAUGGACAGCAUAUUUUCUGUCAAAAGCCCUCACACUGCUGCCUGACAUACAAAGAGGAGCCUCUGCUGCCUCUAGCCUGCUCCAACUCAAGAACCGCAGGACAAAAAUCGACCCUGACAACCCGAGUGCUAAAACGCUCCAAGAGCUUGAGGGCAAAAUCGAGUUCGAGAAUGUGUUUUUUCACUACCCAUCCAGACCCAAUUAUACAGUGCUCUCAGGGAUUGAUCUCUCGAUAGAAUCCGGAAUCUUGGUAGCAUUGAUAGGCUCCAGUGGUUCAGGAAAAUCAUCAAUGCUGUCUCUGCUGCUAAGAUUUUAUGACCCUAACAGAGGAAGAAUUCUCAUCGAUGGAACUGACAUAAAAACCAUGAAUCUGAGAUGGCUGAGAAGACAGAUCGGGAUGGUUUUUCAAGAGCCAGUGCUCUUUGCGACCUCCAUUAAAGACAACAUAUUGUAUGCAAAUGAGCAUAUUAAUGCAAGUGAAGCAGAAAUUGUUGAGGCUGCAAUCUCUGCCAAUGCUCAUGAAUUUAUCAGCAAUUUGCCAGAGGGGUACAGUACAACGGUUGGUGGUGGGGGUUCUCAGCUUUCUGGGGGACAGAAGCAGAGAAUUGCAGUGGCGAGGGCGUUGCUGAGGAAGGGAAGAAUCCUUCUCAUGGAUGAGGGAACCAGUGCAUUGGACUCUGAGUCCGAGCAAGGAGUACUGAAGGCUAUUGAGCAGGCUGUAAGAGGAGGACGUUGCACUUGUAUCAGUGUGUGCCAUCGAAUGGCUUGGAUGAAUGUUGCAGAUAAAGUCUUCCAAAUUCAAAAUGGAAAACUCCUGUCUACGAUUUCCCCUGUUUUACAGAAGAAAGGAAAUGCAUUGUGAUUUUUCUACUAUAAUCAUCGCACAAGGGCACUAUACUUGUCAUAGAAAGUGACAAUGUUUCACAUGACAUGUACUCAUUACAAGUCUAAAAAUAGAUCAAAAUUAAGGUAUAAUCAUUUUA
Messenger RNA from Cryptomeria japonica (Japanese cedar), 3926 nucleotides. Its product is annotated as ABC transporter B family member 13. Gene Ontology annotation, molecular function: ABC-type transporter activity; ATP hydrolysis activity; ATP binding. Gene Ontology annotation, cellular component: membrane. NCBI's taxonomy places the organism in Eukaryota, Viridiplantae, Streptophyta, Pinopsida, Cupressales, Cupressaceae. The transcript has 11 exons. The coding region runs from base 83 to 3805 and encodes 1240 amino acids. Gene Ontology annotation, biological process: transmembrane transport. The record is from RefSeq and is a predicted model, not a curated record.